AUGCUGUCCUUGUCAUCCACCAUUGACUUGCAAGGAAUGUGUUUCACAUUGUUCGUAUGUUGGAGUCCAGAUAGCACUCGCAUAUUGUCUGCAUCCGCUGAUAAAUCUGCAAAGUUAUGGGACGCAGACACCAAACAGCUUGUUACGAAGUUUGAGUUGGGUAGCAGUAUUGAGGAUCAGCAGCUAUCAUGCCUGUGGCAAGGAGAGCACAUGCUGACCGUAUCCCUCUCUGGUUACAUCAACUACCUCGACAAGAAUAAUCCCUCCACACCAGCAAGGGUUAUCAAGGGGCAUAACAAGAACAUCACCGCCAUGACGCUAUCACAAAGUUCUAAGACGGUCUACUCUGCUGGGUUGGAUAACAAACUACUGAAUUGGGACGUGGAAACGGGUGACUGUGUUGAAACUAAAGGAAAGGGCCAUACCAACAUGGUGAAUGGGAUGAGCAUGACGGGCAGCACCAUCACAUCCGUUGGAGUCGACGAUCAAAUCAGGUUCCAGGAUGCAGAGAAGAAAGAAUUCAUGGCCGAGACCAUUGGAUUAGACGCUCAGCCUCUCUCUGUGGACACGGUCGGAGAUAAGAUGGCCAUUGGCACAGACGGAGAAGUCAGCCUGUACAGUGGGAAUACCAAGGUGUUUUCUGAGAAGGUUGGAUACCGAGUAAACUCUCUAUGUUUCAAUCCGUCCGGGAGUCAGCUAGCCAUUGGUGGAGGGGACAGCAAGGUGCACAUCUUUGAUGUCUUGGCCAGUGAUUUGAAGGAGGUGACUCAACUGACAAACAAUGACCCUGUGGACGCCGUUAAGUUCUCUCCCGAUGGAGAGCACCUCGCCUGUAGCUCUGGCAAGAAAGCGUUCCUGUGGAAAGUCGAUGGAUAUAUGCCUGUCAGCACCUACUGGAGUGGACACGUUGGUCGCAUUAUAACCCUGAGCUGGAGUCCAGACAGCAAACGGUUUGCAACAGGCGGAGUGGAUAGUUCACUUAGAAUCUGGGCCUUGGCAAAUAUCAACUCUGGGGAAUGCAUCAAAGGAGCUCAUCCCAAAGCUACCAUAGUGUCCAUUUCGUGGCUGGAUGACAACACAGUGGUGUCGGCAGCGCAUGACAAAUGCGUCAAGGUGUGGACGGUCUAGACAGGUCAAAGGUUAAUCAGGGUCAGUGGACAGAGGGGGUUAAUAUUGGGACAUGUUUGGUUUCUUCAAGGAUACCUUUGGGGAGGGAGGGGACGCUUAUUAAUGGGUCACAAAUAGUCAUACAGAAACAAGAAUGAUUUGGAAAGUUUUAGUUUUGCAAGACUUUUAUUUUGUUAAGGAUGCUUUCAUAAAGCUUGAAAGCACAAAAAACUUGCUUAGCAGAAACAGGUUACCAG
This is a messenger RNA of Asterias rubens (European starfish), 1364 nucleotides long. Its product is annotated as WD repeat-containing protein 1-like. Gene Ontology annotation, cellular component: cortical actin cytoskeleton. Gene Ontology annotation, molecular function: actin filament binding. The transcript is spliced from 10 exons. Gene Ontology annotation, biological process: locomotion; actin filament depolymerization; positive regulation of actin filament depolymerization. Bases 1 to 1128 code for a protein of 375 amino acids. The record is from RefSeq and is a predicted model, not a curated record. NCBI's taxonomy places the organism in Eukaryota, Metazoa, Echinodermata, Asteroidea, Forcipulatida, Asteriidae.